Messenger RNA from Vitis vinifera (wine grape), 2987 nucleotides. Its product is annotated as putative cyclic nucleotide-gated ion channel 8. Gene Ontology annotation, molecular function: monoatomic ion channel activity. Gene Ontology annotation, cellular component: membrane. The transcript is spliced from 8 exons. Gene Ontology annotation, biological process: transmembrane transport; monoatomic ion transport. Bases 381 to 2612 code for a protein of 743 amino acids. The record is from RefSeq and is a predicted model, not a curated record. NCBI's taxonomy places the organism in Eukaryota, Viridiplantae, Streptophyta, Magnoliopsida, Vitales, Vitaceae.
CUAAUUGGGCCAAGGACGGAGUAAGAUGAGGCCUCCGGACGAGGAUCAAGGCUUGGCCUGGAGGUUAUAGACCGUUAAUAACGGUCAAUUCUCCAUAAAAGAAUCAUUUCCACCUCUUUUUCUCCGGAAUUUCCCCCAAUCACUAUCACCCCUCUCAAUUAAACAAAAAAAAAAAAAAAAUGAAAUCAAUGGAAUUAAAUUAAAGGAACUUUUCUCUCAUAUAUCAAAAAAAAAUCUUCAUACAUAUACGUACAUUUUUUUUUUUUUUAAUUCUUGGAGAAUAUUGGUGAAGAAUUAACCAGAAAGCUGAAGGAGAUCUCAAGUAUCCCAGCUUUGUCAUUUAACCUCAAGUCUAUUAUCUAUGUUCUCAAUUUCACAAAAUGUUCGAUUGUGGUUACAAGUCACAGUAUAUUGGUGGCCAAAGAGAGAAAUUUGUAAGGUUGGAUGACCUGGAUUCAACAUUGUCAGUGCCGUCUGACGGUAUGAAUAGAUGUGCAUUUAGUUUAGCAGGACUGACCCCUUGGGGUCGUCCUAACCGCCAUUCCUCCAAAUCCUUCAGAAUAGGAGUGAAAAGGGGUUCUGAAGGGCUCAGGCAUAUUGGUCGACAACUUAGAUCUGAAAUAACGAAGGCAAUGUUCCCGGAAGAUCUUAAAGUAUCUGAGAAAAAGAUAUUUGACCCUCAAGACAAAUCCCUCCUACUCUGGAAUAGGCUUUUCGUCAUAUCAUGUAUUCUUGCUGUAUCUGUGGAUCCUUUGUUCUUUUAUCUUCCUAUUGUCGAUCACCAAUCAAGUUGCCUUGGCAUAGAUCCCAACUUAGCUGUCACAACUACAACUGUUCGUACGAUAAUUGAUGCUUUCUACCUUAUUCGCAUGGCUUUCCAAUUUCGCACAGCUUAUAUUGCACCAUCAUCUAGAGUUUUUGGAAGGGGAGAACUUGUGAUAGAUCCUGCGGAAAUAGCUAAGCGAUAUUUACAGCGGUUUUUCUUCAUUGAUUUUCUUGCUGUGUUUCCCCUGCCACAGAUUAUAGUUUGGAAAUUUCUCCGCAAGGGAGAAGGCUUGGAGGUGUUGGAAACUAAACAGCAGCUACUUGUUGUUGUCUUUCUUCAAUAUAUUCCCAGAUUUGUCCGGUUUAUACCUCUAACUUCAGAACUAAAAAGGACUGCAGGUGUCUUUGCUGAAACUGCUUGGGCUGGUGCUGCAUACUACUUGCUGUGGUACAUGCUUGCCAGUCAUAUUCUUGGAGCUUUUUGGUACUUAUUUGCUGUAGAACGCUAUGAUGCAUGCUGGCAUAAAGCCUGUGUUGAGAGUGGGAAAUGUGAGGUUAAUUUUUUGUACUGUGGGAAUCAGCAUAUGAAAGGUUAUGGUGCUUGGCAAAAUAUCAGCAAGACUGUUAUUGGUAUGAUGUGUUCCCUUAAUGAUGACAAUCCACCAUUCAAUUAUGGAAUCUACACCCAGGCUCUAAGUUCCGAUAUUAUUGCCUCUGAGAGUUUCUUUACUAAAUAUUGUUACUGUUUAUGGUGGGGCCUACAAAAUUUGAGUACACUUGGACAGGGGCUACAAACCAGUACUUAUGCUGGAGAGGUUUUGUUUUCAAUAACACUAGCUAUUUUGGGGCUUAUCCUUAUGGCACUACUGAUUGGAAACAUGCAGACCUAUCUUCAAUCCCUGACUGUUCGGCUGGAGGAGAUGAGGAUUAAAAGGCGCGACUCGGAGCAGUGGAUGCAUCAUCGCAUGCUUCCUCAAGGGUUGAGGGAACGAGUAAGACGGUAUGAUCAAUACAAGUGGUUGGAAACAAGGGGAGUGGAUGAGGAGAGCUUGGUCCAGACUCUACCCAAAGACCUCAGGAGGGAUAUUAAACGCCAUCUCUGUCUCAACUUGGUUAGAAGGGUUCCUCUGUUUGCAAAUAUGGAUGAAAGAUUGCUUGAUGCCAUUUGUGAGAGGCUGCAACCGAGUUUAUUCACGGAAAAAACUUACAUAGUGCGGGAAGGGGACCCAGUAGACGAGAUGCUCUUCAUCAUACGCGGUCGCCUUGAGAGUGUGACUACAGAUGGUGGGAGGAGUGGGUUUUUUAACCGAGGCCUACUGAAAGAAGGGGACUUCUGCGGAGAGGAGCUUCUAACUUGGGCUCUGGACCCUAAAUCUUCUUCCAACUUACCAUCAUCCACCCGCACGGUGAAGGCUUUGACUGAGGUCGAGGCUUUUGCCUUAACAGCAGAGGAGUUGAAGUUUGUUGCAGGUCAGUUUAGGCGUCUCCAUAGUAGACAGGUUCAACAGACCUUCCGUUUCUACUCACAGCAAUGGAGGACUUGGGCUGCCUGCUUUAUCCAAGCUGCAUGGCGUAGGUAUUCCCGCAGGAAAAUGGCAGAACUCCGGCGUAAAGAAGAAGUGGAGGAAUAUGAAGAAGAAGAAGAAUAUGGUGAAGAAGACAAAGAAGCAAGGAGGUUAGUUGGGGAUGGUGGUGGUUCAUCCACCCUUGGUGCAACCAUCUUAGCUUCCCGGUUUGCAGCUAAUGCUCUUCGUGGCAUCCAGAGGUUCCGGAGCAGCAGUUCUACAGAGUUGUUUAAACUGCAGAAGCCUCCAGAACCUGACUUCACCAUUGAAGACACUGACUGAUUAAUCACGCUUUAUAUCAGCCCUCAUUUUACCUACUUACCUUCCCAUGCCUCUACCCAAUGUUUAUGCAUAUAUAUACCAUCCAUCCCAACCCCCAAUUGUAAAUUCUGUGUUUUAGUCACAACGGUUUAUCUAAUUUCGUUAAGUCUAUCUAUAAAAACCCAACUCUGUUUGGCAGACAGGAAACUGUACUCCCCUUCUAGCCACUUUGUUUAGGAGGAAAAAUAUCUGAGGCUCCACUCCACAUCAUGAAAAAGAGGGAACUAAACUUGAAGGAUGCAAAUUUUUCGUUCCUUGUAUAUUUAUUACUUUUACCACAUCUGUAAACCUUUGCCAAGAGAUAUAAUUGCAAUCAAUUUACCAGUAUCUUCUCAA